AGAGCUAAGUACCGCCCCAGAGAAGGCCAGUCGGAGUUGGAUCGGAGACUGUCGUCGACCAUCCGUUACCAGACGCAUCUGAACUGGAGCCGCAGCACAGCAGCUAACCCGUCCUUUCCAUUUAAUUAAUACGGACACUUUUUCAGAAUAUAGUAUUUAUUUAUUUUUCAACCUGUCGUUCAGGUGGACUCUGGAUAGUUGCCUCCCUUCCCCUCACCCUUUCUACCGUGUAAAAGGAACUAAGCCAUGCACCCUCCCCCGUCGCUCCUCUCCCUCCUCCUCCACCUCUCCCUGUACCCCAGUGCAUGCUGGUCCUCCAGGAUCAUCGUAGUCCCUCCCAUCAUGUUUGAGUCCCAUCUCUACAUCUUCAAGACCCUGGCCACAGAACUCCACCUCCAGGGACAUGAUACUUCCUUCCUGCUGUCAGAGGGGCGCCAGGUGCCCCCCUCCCCCCACUACACCUUCCAGCGUUACCCAGGCAUCUUCAACUCCUCCACAGCCGACAGUUUCCUCCAGUCAAAGGUCAGCAACAUCUUCUCUGGUCGUCUCACGGCGUUGGAACUCUUCGACAUCCUCGACCACUACGCCCAGAACUGCGACGCCGUUGUGGGAAACAAAGAGGUCAUGAGCCAACUCAAGGAUGCCAAAUUUGACCUUUUAUUGGUCGACCCCAACGAGAUGUGUGGGUUCGUGAUUGCUCACAUCCUCGGGGUUCCCUACGCUGUCUUUUCCACGGGCCUAUGGUACCCAGCGGAGGUCGGGGCUCCUGCCCCUCUCUCGUACGUCCCAGAGUUCAACUCUCUCCUCACCGAUCAGAUGUCUCUCGUCGUCCAGAGGAUUACCAACACUGCGGUGUACCUGGUGUCCCGGUUCGGGGUUCAGUACCUGGUGUUACCGAAGUACGAGCGCAUCAUGAGGAGGCACGGCGUGGAGCCGCGGGUGGCCAUGCAGGAUCUGGUUCAGGGGAGCAGGCUGUGGAUGUUGUCCACUGAUCUGGCCCUGGAGUUCCCGAGGCCCACUCUACCACAUGUUGUCUAUGUAGGGGGGAUACUGACCAAACCUGCCAGCCCGUUACCUCAGGACUUUGAGUCGUGGGUAAAUGACACGGCGGAGCAUGGCUUCGUGGUCGUAUCGUUUGGCGCCGGGGUCAAAUACCUCUCAGAGGACAUCACUCACAAACUGGCUGGAGCCCUGGGCAGGCUGCCCCAACGCGUGGUCUGGAGGUUCUCGGGGGUUCCGCCCAGUAACCUAGGCAACAAUACCAAGUUGGUGGAUUGGAUGCCUCAAAACGACCUGUUGGGCCAUGCCAGAACAGUAGCGUUCCUGUCCCACGGUGGUCUGAACAGUAUCUAUGAAGCGAUGUACCACGGUGUGCCUGUCGUGGGCCUACCUCUGUUUGGGGACCACUACGACACUAUGACCCGGGUGGAGGCUAAGGGGAUGGGCAUCAUGGUUCACUGGAAGAGUAUGACAGAGGAGGAGCUGUACCAGGCACUGGCCACUGUUAUCAACAAUAACAAGUAUCGUCAGCGUGCCCAGGUGCUCUCUUCCAUCCAUAAGGACCAACCAGGUCACCCGGUGACAAGAGCUGUCUAUUGGAUAAACUACAUCCUCCGUCACCAUGGCGCCAACCACUUACGAUCCUCUGUCUACACUGUCCCCACCUACCAGUACUUCCUAUUGGACGUUGUGCUGGUCGUAGGGGCGGGGCUGGCCCUGAUUGGCUACCUGUUUUACAGGAUAGCAGCGCUACUAAGGUCAAAGGUUAAGGUUCAGGAGCGGGGGGGAGAGGUGACCCACGGUGACGGCAACGACAAGGCAAACGGACAUUGCCAUAGCAACGGAGCGGUCGCUAAUGGGAAGCACAAACGUAACGGAGCGCCGGUGAAGAACGACAAGAAGCAGAAGUAAAGGGGGCGGAGACUCUGUUCUGGGGUCAGAGGUCGGAGAGGAAGCUGAUCCUACUGUAGAGAUUUAGGGUUUAGGGGAGAACAGAACACUCCUCGUUCUGGGAGACUGCAGAAAGACAGGGAUGAGAUGUGUGCGUGUGUGUGUGUUUGUGUGUGGUUCGUUUCGUGGGGAGGGAGGAGGGUUUACAACCAAUGCUUACAAAACAACAACAAUCACCAAGGAGCUGGAAAGUCCAAAAGUCCCCUCCCUCUCCCCCUCCUCUCUUUCUUCCUCUCUCUCUCUCUCCUCUCCUCCUCUCUCUCUCUCUCUCUCUCUCUCUCUCCCCCUCUCUCCUCUCCUCCCCUCUCUCUCUCUCCUCUCCUCUCUCUUUCUCUCCCCUCUCUCCUCUCUCUCUCUCUCCCCUCUCUCCUCUCCCCCUCUCUCUCUCUCCUCUCCUCUCUCUCCCUCUCCCCUCUCCCCUCUCUCCCUCCUCUCUUUCUUCCUCUCUGUCUCCCCUCCUUCCUCUCCUCCCCUCUCUCCUCCCCUCUCUCCCCCUCUCUCCUCUCCUCCCCUCUCUCCUCUCCUCUCUCUCUCCCCCUCUCUCCUCUCCUCUCUUUUUCUCUAUCUGUCUCUCUCUCUCCCUCUCUCUCCUCUCCUCCUCUCUUUUUUCCUCUCUGUCUCCUCUCCUCCCCUCUCUGCUCUCCUCCUCUCUUUCUCUCUGUCUCUCUCUCCUCUCCUCCUCUCUCUCUCUCUCUCCCCCCUCUCCUCUCCUCUUCUCUCUCUCCCCCUCUCUCUCUCUCCUCUCCCUCCUCUCUCUCUCCCCCUCUCUCCUCUCCUCCCCUCCCCUCUCUCCCUCCUCUCUUUCUUCCUCUCUGUCUCCCCUUCUUCCUCUCCUCCCCUCUCUCCCCCCCUCCCUCCUCUCCUCCUCUCCUCUCUCGUCUCAUCUCUGGAAUGGAAGGAUGAAGAAGAGGGUCUCUGAACAACACCAACUAUGUUAAACUAUGUGUUUUUGAAGGAGUUUUUGAAGGAGAAUCGCUGCUCACCAAGCGACUGUGGUUAAACAUGUAUUUAUUAUGUAUAACAACAACACGCUAAGCCAUUCUUUAAUCAGAUUAUAUUUUAUUUAUUUUAUUUCACUCAUCAAUCAGUUAAACUGCAGUGUACAGUACAUCCUAACAGGGUUUGAACGAUACCAGAUGUUAUGUUGGUAAGAUAUACAGUAUAAUUAGAUAUAAUAUCUGUCUCUCUGUCUGUCUGCUUCCCUCAUUCCCUCUAUACUGUCCCUAAUAGCCCCAAACCCUUAUUCCCUCUAUACUGUCCCUAAUGGCCCCAAACCCUCAUUCCCUCUAUACUGUCCCUAAUGGCCCCAAACCCUCAUUCCCUCUACACUGCCCCUAAUGGCCCCCUAUUCAUCCCCUCAUUCCCUCUAUACUGUCCCUAAUGGCCCCAAACCCUCAUACCCUCUAUACUGUCCCUAAUGGCCACAAACCCUCAUUCCCUCUAUACUGUCCCUAAUGGCCCCAAACCCUCAUUCCCUCUUUACUGUCCCUAAUGGCCCCAAACCCUCAUUCCCUCUAUACUGUCCCUAAUGGCCCCAAACCCUCAUUCCCUCUAUACUGUCCCUAAUGGCCCCAAACCCUCAUUCCCUCUACACUGUCCCCAAUGGCCCCAAACCCUCAUUCCCUCUAGACUGUCCCGAAUGGCCCCCUUUUCCUCCCCUCAUUCCCUCUAUACUGUCCCUAAUGACCCCAAACCCUCAUUCCCUCUAUACUGUCCCUAAUGGCCCCAAACCCUCAUUCCCUCUAUACUGUCCCUAAUGGCUCCAAACCCUCAUUCCCUCUAUACUGUCCCUAAUGGCCCCAAACCCUCAUUCCCUCUACACUGUCCCGAAUGGCCCCCUUUUCCUCCCCUCAUUCCCUCUACACUGUCCCUAAUGGCCCCCUAUUCCUCCCCUCAUUCCCUCUACACUGUCCCUAAUGGCCCCAAACCCUCAUUCCCUCUAUACUGUCCCUAAUGACCCCAAACCCUCAUUCCCUCUAUACUGUCCUUAAUGCCCCCAAAUCCUCAUUCCCUCUAUACUGUCCCUAAUGGCCCCAAACCCUCAUUCCCUCUAUACUGUCCCUAAUGACCCCAAACCCUCAUUCCCUCUAGACUGUCCCUAAUGGCCCCAAACCCUCAUUCCCUCUAUACUGUCCCUAAUGGCCCCAAACCCUCAUUCCCUCUGUACUGUCCCUAAUGGCCCCAAACCCUCAUUCCUUUUAGACUGUCCCUAAUAUUUUAAUAGGGGCCAUUAGAGAGGCAGAUCUAUAUUUUAACAUAGGAAAUAGGGGCCAUUAGAGAUAGGGGCCAUUAUAUUUUAAUAACUUGUUAUAAUGAACAGUAGGUGAUUGGUUGAAGCAGAGCAAAGCAACCUGUUCGUUUGUUGUCAUAGUAACCAGCGUCUAUUUUGACGACUGUAUUCUGAGGGUUUGACGACCUGUUGGAGACUGUUUCCCAAGUUGUUGGUUCACACCAGGUCACACACCGACAAAACAGAUCACACUGGAUCAAACUAGAUUGUACUGGAUCAUACCGGAUCAAACCGGAUCACACCAGAUCAUACCGGAUCAAACCGGAUCACACUGGAUCACACUGGAUCGUACUGGAUCAUACUGGAUCACACCAGAUCAUACCGGAUCACACCGGAUCGUACCGGAUCAUACCGGAUAAUUCGGAUCAUACCGGGUUCUAGAGCAAGCUGUAUUAAUAAACCGACUUGACUGACAAUUCUCUAACCAAUCAGAGGAGAGGAAGAGGCGGGACAAUAACCAACCAGGACAUUGAUGUCCUUUAGAAAAUUAAAAGUUUCCAGAAGAAACUCUAGGGUAUUUUGUCCCAAAUGGCACCCUAUUCCCUAUAGGGCUGUAGUCAAACGUAGUACACUAUAUAGGGAAUAAGGUUUUCAUUUAGGAUGCGACCCUAGAGGUCUUUGACAGUGGUCGUCCCCUCUCUAUGAGCGCUGUGUGUGUCUGCCUCGCCUUGGAAUAAGACUGGCAUACUUGAAACAUCUUCAUCAUCUUCAUCAUCUUCAUCAUCAGCAGCAGUAGAGCCAGGGGCAGGCAGCCAGGUCACAGACCAUGACUAGAGAAUGGAGACAAGGGAAAAAAAUGUUUUUGUGAAUUCAUCUCUUUACUUUUUGUAAUGAUUUCAUUAUUAAUGAUGUCUGUCUAUCUCCUUCCUCUGUCUCUCUCUCCUUCCUCUGUCUCUCUCUCCUUCCUCUGUCUCUGUCUCUCUCUCCUUCCUCUGUCUCUCUCUCUGUCUCUCUCUCUCUCUCUCUGUCUCUCUCUCUCUCUCUCUCUCUCUCUCUCUCUCUCGGUCUCUCUCUCUCUCUCUGUCUCUCUCUCCUUUCUCUGUCUCUCUCUCCUUCCUCUGUCUCUCUCUCCUUCCUCUGUCUCUCUCUCUGUCUCUCUCUCUCUCUGUCUCUCUCUCUCUCUCUCUCUCUGUCUCUCUCUCCUUCCUCUCUCUCUCUCUUUCUCUCUCUCUUUCUCUGUCUCUCUCUCUCUGUAUCUGUCUAUCUCUGUCUCUCUCUCUCUGUCUCUCUCUGUCUCUCUCUGUCUGUCUGUCUGUCUGUCUGUCUGUCUGUCUGUCUGUCUGCCUGGCUGGCUCUCUCUCUCUGUCUCUCUCUGUCUCUCUCUCUCGGUCUCUCUGUCUCUCUCUCCAUACUCUGUCUGUCUGUCUGUCUGUCUGUCUGUCUGUCUGUCUGUCUGUCUGUCUGUCUGUCUGUCUGUCUGUCUGUCUGUCUGUCUGUCUGUCUGUCUGUCUCCCUUUCUCUCUCUGUCAGGUUGUAGCUAAAGGUUCAGUAAUGACUUCACUAGAGUCCACCUGACCUGGUAUAAUGUGUUUUAAUAUUAGAAUAUUUAAAUCUUUACAUUUAUUUUUGACACUGAUUUUAAAUUAACUUGUCUGUCAGGGUGUGAAACCAUGUUGUAAAUAUAAACAUGUAAACAAACAACAGCUAAAUAAACAUUUGUUUGCAGCA
Messenger RNA from Oncorhynchus masou masou (cherry salmon), 5908 nucleotides. RefSeq names its product 2-hydroxyacylsphingosine 1-beta-galactosyltransferase-like. Lineage: Eukaryota; Metazoa; Chordata; Actinopteri; Salmoniformes; Salmonidae. The record is from RefSeq and is a predicted model, not a curated record. Gene Ontology annotation, molecular function: N-acylsphingosine galactosyltransferase activity. Gene Ontology annotation, biological process: galactosylceramide biosynthetic process. Gene Ontology annotation, cellular component: endoplasmic reticulum.